AUGCCCAGGAUGCCCUGCUCCUUCCUCUCCCUUCCACUGGAGCUGGCUGCUCAGAUUGCCCACGCAAGUAUUCCCGAUGGCAUUGAAGGUCUUGCUUUGACUUGCAAACAGCUUCACGCCGCAGCCGAGCCGCUUUUGGCAGAACACUACCGUCUCAAACGACGGUUUAGGCGAUUCAGGUUCCCUCUCAGCCAUGAUGUCCGUACGCAAUUCCUCGCUCCUGGCACGAGAGCCUCAGAUCCCGCGGACCCGGACCCUGCCCUGCGAGCUACAGGCAUUAGGAUCCACAAGACAAUCGAUCUCAUCCGUGCCAUUCUUGUCAACCCAGUCGUCCGAGAUUACAUCCUCGAGGCUGAUCUAAGAGGCGAGCCUUCUAUCAACAAUCCCGACUACAGAGACCUUGACGAUGAUCUCAGGCUACCUCUGGAACCCAACCGUAGCUCUUCGUUCCCCCGCAUUGAAGAAAAUGACAGAGACCUGUUCAGAACUGCACUCUACAAUUCUGCGUAUUUACAGCAUGCCAAUCAGGAUCCUGAGCACUGGCUAGAGCAGCUCACCAAUACGUGCACAGGCCACGCCGAAGUUUUCCUGCUGACCCUACUGCCGCGCGUCAAGCUUCUAUAUCCUCCUGUACAUUGGGGUAAAAACCUCGAUACCCUCGAGCUGCUUGCCUGUGUUACCAGGCGACCAGAACUUGCGGCUCUUCUGGAGAGGUGUGCCGUCGCCGCCCGUCUCAAAACCUUUCGAUUCUCGUACGAGACCAAGUGGCAUGGCUGUGGCCACAACUGGGAUUCCGGAGACUUCCUUGAAGUUGUGCGUGAUCACGUCGGUGGCACUCUGGAGGAACUCUCGGUCACCAGGAUCUCGGGCUUCCGAGGGUGGGGAGAUUUAGGCACCACAAUGACCGACAUGCGGACCGGGUUUCCAUCUCUCAAGAUUCUCGAGCUGGAUGUUCGUAUGUUGAUGGGCCCAGCCAGGACAGAGGAGGUGGUUGCUGCGUACAGCAAAAAGGCAUACGGUCCUUGGCCGCCUCGAGAAUGCGCCAACAUUCCACCUGCACGACCUCGGCUCGUUGACAUCCUUCCGUCGCAGCUCGAGACAUUUCGCCUCUUUUGCUCCAUGUUUGAGCAAGACGAUCUCGACUGCAUCAAAGCAAUGAUCUCAGACUUCCGAGCGGAGCGGGCCGCGAGUCUUCCGCACCUGCUCGAGAUGGGCUUUUACUACUACCGGACGGACAACAUCAAAAAGCCUCAAGUCCAGCAAACUCUGAAUGCCGUUCAGGAUGCUGGUUUCUCCAUGCACCCUAAUGAGAAGGAGCAUAGCUGGGAGUACAAGGCUGUUAAUCCCAAGUGGGUCAAUGACUCCAAAGAGAGGUUUUUUAGUAACUACACGACAUAG
Pyricularia pennisetigena is the source of this 1398-nucleotide messenger RNA. RefSeq lists its product as uncharacterized. Bases 1 to 1398 code for a protein of 465 amino acids. The record is from RefSeq and is a predicted model, not a curated record. NCBI's taxonomy places the organism in Eukaryota, Fungi, Ascomycota, Sordariomycetes, Magnaporthales, Pyriculariaceae. The transcript has 2 exons.